This is a messenger RNA of Purpureocillium takamizusanense, 2480 nucleotides long. RefSeq lists its product as uncharacterized. NCBI's taxonomy places the organism in Eukaryota, Fungi, Ascomycota, Sordariomycetes, Hypocreales, Ophiocordycipitaceae. Gene Ontology annotation, molecular function: mRNA binding. The record is from RefSeq and is a predicted model, not a curated record. The transcript has 5 exons. The coding region runs from base 94 to 1938 and encodes 614 amino acids. Gene Ontology annotation, biological process: P-body assembly; cytoplasmic stress granule assembly. Gene Ontology annotation, cellular component: P-body.
UCAUUCGAUGGUAAAGCUGACGUUGCUGUGAGAUACAGGUCCGAUAAACAGCCGCUACCGCACACGAUGGCCGAGUGAAGAAGGGCUUCAGAAAUGAGCUCCAGCCUCUGCGCUCCAGGUCUCGCAAAUCUUUCCCUCACACCACUCCUUCUCCCUCCCACAUUGACCACCUCCCUCCGCCGCCGCAGUCGACAGCAUUCGAACUUUAACUCAUUCCUAGCCUCGUGCUAUUGCAUACUCAUUCUAAAUCUCCCCUGCGACUUCUCCGAUCCUUCCCCUGACAGCUUGCUGCGUGCUCGACGUGGCAUCACGGCCCAGAUGUCAGAAUUUCUCGGGUCACGCAUCUCGCUUAUUUCCAAGAGCGACAUCCGCUAUGUUGGCACACUCCACGAGAUAAAUUCAGACGAGUCCACAGUUUCGCUUGAAAAUGUCCGAUCGUUCGGAACUGAGGGUCGUCGUGGCCGGCCCGAGGAGGAGAUCUCCCCCUCAGACCAGGUCUACGAGUACAUCGUGUUCCGUGGCAGCGAUGUGAAGGAUCUCCGCAUCGAGGAACACCCCAGCAUCAAGGAGAACAAGGCGCCUCCCGCCAUGCCCGACGACCCUGCCAUUGUUGGAGCCCGCACUCGCGAUGCCGCCCCACCAAACCAAGGUGCUCCUCCCGCUGGCUUUCAGCAACCCUAUCCGCCGAACAACUUCUACGGAGGCCCGCCUCCUCCAGGACCUCCUGGCUCCUGGGGCCGUGGAGGUGGACCGGGCCCCAUACCGGGCCCUGCUUUUGGCAACAUGCCAUACCCGCCACCACCGGGCUGGUUCCCACCCGGACAAGCCUUUCCUCCUGGUGGCCCUGGACCGUGGAACAAUCAUCCCUUCCCGCCUGGCCCUGGCGGGCCCCCAGGCCCUGAUGCGCUGAACCAGCGUCAAGGUCCUCCCGCCGGCCCGGCCCAGGAACAAAAGGGCGGCCCCCAGGGCCCUGGUGUGGACAGAUCCAAACCAGCAGGGCAGCAGGGCCCAGCUGUCCCUGCGACUGAGCCGAAAUCACUGGCUCAGACGGCUCGUCAGCCUUCCAAUGCCCCGAGCCUACCCGUCGAGUCGAAGCCAUCCGUUGCGGAAGUCAAGGCUGCUGCCAACACAUUGAAGGCGAACGGAUCUACCGUCAGCGCGGAGGCGUCCAAGCCUGUUCCUGCUGGCCCACGAAACAACCGCGUGAACCCAGUGUUACCCCUCUCGGGCACGGCUGUGAAGCCUUUCCAACUUCCCACAGCUGGCAAGACAGCACCCACCACGGUGAAGACAACCGUGACGGGUGGACAAAACAGUGUUGAGGACGCUACCAGCGCGGCACGAGCCGCCGUCGCUGUGGCCAUGGCACAGCUUGGCAACACGAGCGGCACGGCCAUGGACAACUUGACGAACAAGGUCAACGAGAUGAGGGUGAACGCCGGGAGAGGAGCAGCUGCUUCCAACCCGCGUCCUCGAGGUCGUGGUGGCCGUCACGGCACGCAAAAGAUCGAUGUUCCUGAUUCGGAUUUCGAUUUCGCGCAAGCCAAUGCCAAAUUUAACAAGCAAGACAUUGCAAAGGAAGCAAUUGCUGGAUCCCCUUUGACGGAACAACCUACUGAGCCCGUAAUCGAGGCUCCUGAAACCGAGCUCGCCGACGGUAGCGUUCCCGUGGCCUAUAACAAAUCCAGGUCAUUUUUCGACAAUAUUUCGAGCGAAGCCAAGGACAGAGCCGAGAAUGGAGGCCAGAAGCCCGGAGGCCGAGAGUGGCGCGGCGAGGAGCAGCGCAAGAACAUGGAGACUUUCGGCCAAGGUAGUGUUGACGGCGGAUACCGCAACUAUCGUGGACGCGGACGCGGGCGUGGCCGUGGUCGCGGAUUUGGACGUGGCGGCCGUGGAGGGGGCCGACCGCAGUACCAAUCUGGGGCACCCGACCAGUAGAUCCAACCGACUUAUCGAUAUCGUUGGAGGCAAUUCAGGGUAGGGUGGCAGCUGGAUGACUGCCGCAACAGGCCCCAGUUGAGGGCUCAUCAAUACCUUUCGACGGGAGAAUUGCAUUUUUAUCCCUUUACGACGAUGUAACAACACUCCCUCUUCUUUCGGGACGAUUUGGUUCUUCAAAAUCUGCUUGUGGGAGCGAGUAAGGGAUGCGAAUACUCCUGCUUUUUCAGCGGACUCAGCGGAACAUCGGAGCGAUGGUUUUGCCGGUUAUGGAACGAAACCAAGGCCCAGGAGUUUGGAUUACGAAUCAAGUGGAAGCUGCCUUAAUGUGAAUAUGAAUACUCGGAUGGCGGACUCGCAUCGGUGGCGGGAAUGGUUAUCGGCGAACAGCGUGGGCAAUGCGGAAAGAAGCCUAUAAGAAAAGGCCAAGCGAGGACUGUAAACUCGACGCCGCAUGCGGCUUGAGAAAUGGGCCUAGUUUUUUUGCUUGAUGCCGGUGGCGAUAUGGCUGCCCUCGGACGAAAAUACAGUUUUCAUCAAGG